AUUAUUUAAAAAAAUCUUUUAUAUAUUAAGAUUAUUGGUAAUAAUCAAUUUAUAUGUGUUAUUAAGCUUUUCCGAAUUAUAUACUAAGCUCAAUACCAUAUUAUAAUAAUCAUUGUUUUAGUAAGUAGUUUUUAUAAAGAUAAUAAUUUUAAACUUACCAAUGUAUAAUUUAUGAUCAAAACGUUUAUAAAAGAAUUUCAGUUAGAUGGAAGACGACUUGCAACUUUUAUUAGACAGUUUGAAGUCUACGGUAGAAUGUUUAUCUAUGUCAGGUCAAAGUAAUACUUGGGAGGUAUGUGGUGGCUUAGAUAGACUACACUCAAUAAUGAUGAAUAUAUUUAAACAUGGAUGUUUACCAACAAAUUCAAAUGUAAGUAGACACCUAUAAUAGUAUAAUAUAUUACUUAAUCAAAUGUAUACUUAAAUAUAAUUUUUUUAAUUUAUUAAAAUUUUCUUUUAAAUUAAAGUAAAAAUAUUUAUAUUAUUUAUUGAUGUAAAAUCAUCAUCACCCAAAUUAUUUAGGGAUGGUUAGGUAAAUAAUGAAUACAAUUAUAUUCAUCGAAAACAUUCACAUUAGUCUUAACGUUUGUUUAUUUUUUGUAUUGAUAUUUUAAUUUAAUAAAAUAAAUUCUCCUUAAUGCUUGUAUUUCAGUUGAGAUUUAAUUAUUAUUAAAUUAUUUUCUCACUUUCAAAAUUAAAUUUGGGAUGAAAGAGAAUCAAAAGAAGAAUUCAAUAUAUGUCAAUACCGCCUUUUUAAAAUGACUACGUAGAUCAUUUUUCUUUAGAAUGUGUGGUUACCAUAAAUUAACUUAUAAAAAUAUAAAUAUUUUUCAUGUUUAAAUCAAAUUUAUUAAGCAUACCAAUUGCUAUUCUGAUUGCAUUUAAAAAUAAUUCAAUUAAGUAAUAAUUUUUAUUUAUGUUUAUUUAUUUAGGAUAAUGAUGCUGUUUGGUAUUUUCUUGAAGGAUUAAAUUGGUUUCAUCCUACAAUAACAUCCUUUAUUACGCCUGAUAAAAAUGUGUGUCCUAAAAAUGAACAUUUAGAUAAAUUUUCAUUAUUGAUUUAUAAAAGGUAAGUACAUUACAAUUUCAUUGUUCUGAUGUAACAGAUAGUAUUAUAAUGUAUUUUAAGUAUACAAUUUUUUUCGUUAUGAAUAUACUUUAUACUUUUAAAAACACACAUCUUAGUAAAACUAAUAGAUUAAUGUGUACAUAAUAUUUGAUUUUUUUUCCAUAAAAUUGUUUGAUGAUUGUAACAAAAUAUUUAUUACAGUAGAUCAGUGGUUCUUAACUAGUAUUCCACGAAACGCAUGUGUUCCAUGAACUUAGAAUAAGUGUUCCUUCAUAAUUUUAAAAUCAGUUUUAAAUAAAAUCUAUAAAGUAAACUAAAUUUUUAGUUUCAUUGUUUUAACAUUUUAACUUUUAUUGAUUUCUAAAACUCAACAGUUAGGUUACGCAUAGAAUCAUUUUAGGCUUUGUUGGUUUAUUUUUGUGCUAUUACUGUUUUGAACUAUAUAUUAUGUAUUAUUUAAUACAUUAUAAAUUUAAAAAAUGUAUAUAAAUACUGUUUUAUUUUACUGCUGUAUUCUGCAAAAAUCAUAUAAAAUGUUAAUUGUUCUUGGCAUUCAAAAAAGGUUAAGAACCACUACAGUAGGUAAAUGAUUUUUAGGAGAAAAACGUUAAGUUAAUUCAUAAUAGACCAUUAGAUAUAUACAUUGUAUUUUUAGUAGCAUUUUUUUAUUUUCUAUUGGUUUAUUUAAUCACACAGUUAAAAAAUAAGUAUAGGUAGGUACAUUUCAAUACUUUUGUUGUAUAAUGCAUAUUUUAUAGUUUUCUAGUUUUAAUAAAACUAAGCUCUCUACACAUUUUUAAUAAAUUAAUAUUAAAUACAUUUUUUCAUUCAAAAUAUUGGUUUAUUAUGUUAGAUUAAGGUUACUAAUUAACUUAAUGUGAUUGUGUUACAAUUUUCUAGCCUUGAAAAUCACACAUUAUCUGAAAUACUUAGUUGGUUGUUGUCUGAUAAAGAUCAUCUUAAAAAAUAUUAUAAACCAGAAGCUUUUUUAUGCCAAAAAGCAUACACUGAUGCAGUAUUACUAUGUUUACAAGUUGUUGAACUAAAUCAACCAUCCUUAUUGUUAAAAAUCGAUCCAAAAUUGGUAAGGAGUUUUUAAUUAGAUGCCUAAUUAAUUAAUAGUUUAUUAAUCUUAUUAAUUAAACUGGAUUUUUAGUAUUUGAACUAUUCAUCAAAAAGUGAAAACUGUACUACUUUGCCAAAAUCAACAUAUAAACAAACAAAUAUUGGAUAUGUUCAAAAAUUAAAAAACCCUUUAAAGUUUAAGUUGGCUAAUAAUAAUGAUAGAUACACUGGCAUUGAAUAUAAUAAUGAUUCAUCAAAGUAUAAAAUCAAACAUUUCUAUAAAAGACAAUGUCAUAAAAGUUGGCCAGACAUUUAUAAAAUAUUUGAUCGACCUAAACUCAAAAGAUCAAUGAGUUUUAACACGCUAUUAACUGACUAUACACCAGAGGACUAUUUUGAUUCAACACAGUUUGUGAAAAAGUCUUAUAUUUCACCUCCAGAGUUAUUGAACAUUGAUUAUGAACAACUUUUAAAUGACAAUGUUGAUUUAAAUGAUAGUGAUUUUUUAAAUGAGAAUAAAUUAAACAUAAGCCAUAGUGAUUUACCCAAACAAAUAAAUCAUAGGUCGAAGUUGUUUACCCUCCCACUGAGAAUCUUGGAAGAAUCAGAUCAUGAUGAUGACACUCUAAGUAUCAUCUCUGAUGAAUCCAGAACAUUAAUACCCUAUGACGAAUUUCCAUCUUCUAAUUAUAUGCGAAUGUCUGGAUUAGUUCCUGAAUAUUUCCCUGGACAAGAUUUAUUCAGGUUUUUAUCUUCUGGACAAUUUGUUCAAGCUAAUGCUGAACUUGAUCGUGAAAAUGCGCAUUUUAAAAUAUCUGAAGCAAUCAUCAGUACUAUCGAACAAGUUUGUAUUUUAACUACCUAAUGUUAUUGUUUAUUGCUUAAUCUGUAUUAGUGUUUCUAUAAAUAAGUAUACACCUUGAAACUGAUUUUGAAAUUAAUUACUACCGAUUUUAAAAUUUAUUAAAUCUAAGAACUUAUCUAAGAAUAUUUUAUAUUUUGUAGUGAGGUUUUAACUUAGAUCAUAUACUAUGGAUUUAGCUACAGUGAAUUAGGUGUUUGAUAUGUGCAUGCGCAAUGUAACUUAUUACAUAUGUAUCAUAUCAUUCAUUCGGUUAUUCAUUGAUAAUUUUGCAAGGAGUUGCAUCAAGCAUGCUUACAUCAAAUACCUAAUUCAGCAAAAUUGUUUGUAUUGAUUUAAUACACUGUGGCUCCAUCUAUAGUAUAUAAUUAAAGAUGUUAAUUAAGUGCAUUUAUAGUGUAAAAAUACAUUUUUGCAAAUUUUUCUACUGGUGGUACUUAAAAAUAUUUAAAAUAUUUUUCUAAAAUUAUAACAUUUUUUUUUUAUUUUCAUAUAUAUUUGAGAAAAUUUUAUAAAGUGAAAAUGUUCUCACACUAAUCUUGUACUUUCAGAUAAAAUGUAAUCAAAAACUUAACUUUUCCGAUAAACUAAUUGAAGAGAGUGAUGAAGAAAUAAAUCAAUUGAAACAGAGAAUCCGUUGGCGGAGACAAAAAUUGGAGAUUGAACAAAUGAAUACAGCCAGCUCAUUCUCUGAUUAUUUAACUGAAUGUAACUUUUAUAAAAUAAAUAAAUUACAAUAUUGAUAACUACAAUAAAUUAUACCUGUUAAAAACUUAUUGAUACUGAAAAAUGUUCUGGUUGUUGGUGAACUUUUCUGUAUAAUUUCUCUUAAUUUUUUAGCUACGCUCACAGACCAAACGAUGAGUUCGCUGACAUCUUCUUACUGUUCAACUACUUCUAGCCUUUCCACAACAACAGAUGACAUGGAUGAUUUUGAGUUAGACAGUGAGAGCAACUGUUCGGUGAACUCUUUGUUCUCAAAUGUGGACCGCAUCCAGUCACCCGGAGGAUGUUCAAUGGUUACAGCAGAGAGUGUUGCCCUGUCCUUAAUCCGUCACAUCACCAACAAAAAUAAUUGGUUAGUUGAUGUCAAUGUUCAAUGGCUCAUAUCUGAAGCUGAUGCUCCGCAACAGGUAGGCAAAGGCGAAUUCAAUAUUAAAAUUAGUAUACUUGCAUAAGGGGAAAAAAAACUUAACAUCAUUUGCUGUAUAACAUGUAAUAUUAACGCUAUCAUUGUUUUAGAUCUUACCGUUGCCAUCAAGUUGGCCUGUAAAUCCAAAGGAACCAGAAGAUCUGAAGGGUUCUUCCAAAUUACGAGGGACUAAUGAUUGGGCACCCCCAAGACCUCAAAUCAUUUUUACCUGUCACCCAUCUCCAAUGUGCGUUCACAAAAACUGUUUUACAAAAUGUAUAAUUAUAUUUGACCCUUAACUAGGCUUGAUUAGUCAGCAAUAAAGCACGGGGUGGAGGAGGGUUUAAAUAACAGAUAAGUGAUUAAAACUAACAGCAUGUGUACAUUCAUAAAAAUAUGAAAUUAAAUUGUAUAUGCUAUAAGAUAAAUAUAAACACAAAUAUGCAAUUAUUGUUUUCAAGAAAUGGUUACAUAAUAUUAAAAAAAGCUGAUACUGUUGAUGGGAAGGAUGAAUCUAAGAAUUGGAUAAGGAGGCUAAACAAUUCACUUUCCAUAUCUGUUAAAAAUGUAUUUUUAAAAUACAAAUUAUAGGUUAUAUAAUUUAGUAUAAGUACCUAAGUGCUGUUUUUAAAGUACCUACCUAAUACUAAUAGAUUUCAGUCUUCCUACUCCCUCUCCUGUAACCAGCCUGGGCUGGGAUGUGAUUGUGUUGAAGAUGAGAAGUUGGGAAACCAGUAUACUUAGAUGUAUUUAAUUUAUGUUUGUAUGCGCCAUUAAAUCAUCGCUAACGAAAAACAAUUUUGAGCAAAGUUGGAUCAAAUAUGUUUUAAAAUUUUCUUUAAAAUUUUUCGUUAAAAUUAAAAAUUUAAAUGAUUAUUAGGGCUCAAUUAAUAUCAAUCAAUGCAAACUUAUUGCAUUCAAAAGAGCACUUCAAGUAAAUAUUAUUACACCAAAUGAUAGAUUUAAUCUCCACCCUUUAACGGCUUUAACUUAUUAAACACACAUUUCUAGCGCUACACAAAUUAUUAACCCAAAGUUAUUUUUUUUAUAUACAUACAAUUUUAUUUAAAUAAAAUACAUUUUUAAAAAUAAUUUGUAUCAUGUUAUAAAAUUAUAUCUAUUAAUUUAGUCAUUAGACAGUAGAAAUUUAAACCCUUCUACCAUUUGGUCUAAUAAUAUUUGCUUGUGUUUCUUUCAAGGCUUUUCUGACAUUUUUAAGUGCUUUUUUGUUAAAUUUAAGUGCAAUAAGUCCUAAACCCUAAUGAUUAUAAAAGAAACUACUACAUCACGGGAAAUUCUUUUUGAAUAUUAAUUGAAGUUUUGAUUAGGAACAUGGAAUGUGAAUGCUGUAAAUUUGCCCUAUUUUGUUUUAAUUUAUUAAAAUUAAUGUGUAACAUUUAGAAAAAUAUUGCAUGCACAUUAAAUUUAAUGCACCUUGAAAAUAUAGCACGAUAAAAAUUUCCUGUCACAUGCAUGAUAAACCAUGUGUUAUGUUUUUAAUCAUUUUUGGUCUGUUAAAAGAUUUUUAUCAGCAAGAAAAUAAAGAAAAAAUAAAUAAACUUGAACAUUUCAAAUGCCUGAAAUUAUUUUUAAAGUUACCAGAAUGUUUUAAAAGAGCUAAUAUAUCUUAGUACCUAUUUUGUGAUUAUUAUUGGUCUUUAAAAUUAUUUUUAACUAAAUUACAAAAAAUAAAAUUAAUUAUCUACAAUAAUUUCGCUAUUAUGUACAUUUUACAAUUUUUAAGAAAACUAUAAGUGAAAUCAAAAAAUGAUAGAGUGAAUAAAAUAAAAAUUGGAGCAAGAUUUAUGUAAAAAUGUUAUUGACAGACAAAAAAAAAACUCUUAGUAAAAUCCAUAAUUUCUUGUUGCUCAGAAUCUGCUUAAAAAUAUCACUAACUGAUAAUCCAUAACAUCUGCUCUCAAAUAAUUUGCAUUUUGGCUAGUAUAAUGCCCAAUAACCAAUUAAGAAUUUUUAUUUUAAAGUGUACUUAUACCUAUUAACUAAUAAAAGUUUUAAAUUUUUUCUUUACAGCAGGAAAAAGCUAAUGGAACAUCAAAAUUAUAGGUGCGCGGGUUGUGCCAUGAAUGUGGCAGUGAAAUAUGCUUCAAAGUUUCGUUACUGCUUUUACUUGGGUCGGUACUUUUGCACGGGUUGCCACAUAGAUAAAAAGACAGUCAUACCUGGUCGUAUUAUUGCCAAGUGGGACUUUUCAAAGUACAUGCUAUCAGACUUUUGUUAUGCACAUGACAUUAAAUAUUUUUUUUCUCUUAACAGGUAUCCAGUGUCAAGUUUCUCUUAUGCCCUGCUUGAGCAAAUAGGGUUUGAUCCGCUCUUUGACAUUGCAGAUUUAAACUCAACACUAUAUAAACGUGCCCGUGCUUUGGAUCAAGUCCGGUCAUAUCGGCUGCAACUAUACUAUAUAAAGGAUUUUAUUAUCACGUGCCGAUACGCCAACAGGUAGCUUGAUUGUUCAUGAUUUAUUAAUCAACCUAUGUCCUUCAAGUAUUUGGUUCAAUACUGUACAUACAUUUUCUUCACUACCAAUAUUUUCAUCCUCUACAUCUUCCCAUCCAUCACCAUUUCAUGUUUAUAUAAUUCUAAUGACCUUUAAGCUCUUUUUAUCUAUCUAAUAUUUGAUUUUCUUAUUUUACCUUAGUCAUACAAAGUAUAGCUAAAAAAUGAAUAAUAAAAAGUAAUAUAAAUAAAUAAUAAAAUACAAACAUUUUUGUUUUAAUUGGUUUGAGUUAUUUGGUUAUUAGGUUUUAAAAAAAAUUGUUAAAUAAUUUUCACAUAUUGUAUUUUAUUUGUGCCUAAAAUAAUUUGAAACUUUAUUAACUUUUAUGUGUCAUUUUCUGUACUAAUGAAGUAUGUUUAAAUAUGGCCAGAUUAAAAAAAUUAUUGGACGAUCUCGAAGCUCAUAUAAUACUCAAACCAGACUUGUAUUCAAUCCAAAAUAUGCUGGAUGUCAAGAAUGGAGAACUUAGUAAAAAACUAAAAAAUAUAAUUAUCACCUGUAAAAUGCACAUUACCAAUUGCCAGGUUACCUAUAUUUAUACAUUUUUUUUGCUAAAAUAAAUUUUGAUUUUUUAGUAUUUUAAAGUUUUUUUUCAUGUAAUAAAUCCUAGGUUCACUAUGGUUAUAGGUUUGCAUUAUGAUUAUCUCCAUUUUAUAUUUUAUUUUAUCUAAAAAUAAAAAUUGUUUUUAUAAAAUUCAAGAUAGCCAUUUUCUCAUUAACAACAUUAUUUUUCAUAGAUGAAUCAAUUGAUAUUAUUUAGUAGUGGAAAUAAAAACAAUUUAAACUAUCAAAUUGUAGAAAAUAAUAAUUCAUUAUUAUUAAAUAUUUGUCACACUAAUUUUUUUUUAACAAAUUUAAUGAAAUGGUUUUCUUGGAUUUUAUAAAAACAAUUUUUUAUUUUUAUUAAAAUAAUAUAUAAAUUUAUAUAAUAAAGGAAUAUUAGUGGAAAAUCUAGUAAUUAUUACAAGAAAAAGUACUUAAAAAUAUUAAAUAGAACAAAAGUUAUUUCAAAUAUCAGAUGUAUAUUAUGAAAAAAUAUUGUUAUUAACAAUUAGUUAUGUGUUGUUGUAUAGUUGUGCCAAGCAAGAGGCUUUAUUUGUGAGAUGUGUACCAGUGAAGAAAUACUUUUCCCUUGGGACUUCACACUGGUUACUAGAUGUGUGGACUGUGGGACAUGUUACCAUAAGAAAUGUUUCAACUCUCGUAAAGUGUCCAUAUGCCCCCGGUGCCCACGGAUGGCCAUGUUCAAAAGAGCAGACCGUGAUAAGGAUUCUCAAAGCCCUUGUACAGUCCCCAACUAGUUGAAGGAUGUUCAUUAACCAAGGAAUAAAUAUAGUCCUUGUAUUCAAUUGUAUUCAAUCAACAUUAUUACCCACACAUACCUACCCGAUAUUGAAUAAUUUAUUCAAUAUUUUAAUUACCUGAUAGUUAGUAUUUUAUUUUUUUUUUUUUUUGUUUAUUUUAUGCUAUUGAUACUGUUUAUUAUGAUCUACACAACUUAUUAUUUAUUAUGUAUCAUGUAACAAUUCUUUAAUUUUUUUAUCCCUUUUUAAGCUUUACAAAAUUAAUACUGGGAACCAAUAUUAUAAAUAAUUUAAUGUGCCUAUGUCAUGUGGAGUCAAUAGGAAAUUGUGUUCCAUCUAAAAAAUAGUAUAAGAAACUUAAAAGUCCAAUGGGAGAUUUGACUAAAACAAUCAAUUGUAUCAAGAAUUUAUCUACCUAUAUGUAAAAUGACUAUAAAUGUAAAACAUACUCAAUACAGUUACGAAUUAUUAAAAAAUAAAAUAAAAAUAGAUUUCAUGUAUACAAAUUUAUUUUUAUUCUAUAAAAGUACAACUUUAUCUUUUAAGUUCAAUAAAUUUAAUUAUAUACAACAAUAGGAUAAGUUCAUCAUCACAAAUACAUAACAUAAUAAAGUAAAUUUCCAUUUUUUAUGUCAAGAAAAGAGUUAAUUUUUCAUGUUACAAAAGAGUUUAGUUGUCUAUUUUAUUGGCUUCGAUAUUAUAUACUUCAAUUCGUAAUGGUAUAAGGAAGUUGAAAUCUGUAGUCAUUUUGUUUUUUCAUAUUUGAGGCUAUAUUAAUGCAUUAUAAUGAUUUUGUGAUUUUUAUCAUUCAUAAUAUAAAUAAAUCUAUAUUUUUGAUAAUAGGAAUUACCUAUGUUAAUAUUCUUUUUUUAACAAUUAUUAUUUAAUUCAAAGUUAUUUUUGUAGCUAAUACAAACUAUACAGUUAUGUAUUCAUAGGUAUUGAAAAUGAAAAAUUAUAUUAAAACUAAUAAUAAAUAUUAAUAAUUUACAAUAAUACACCACUGUAAUUUUUUGAAAAAUAUAACUAAUCAGAAUAUUAAUGUGGCCUAUACAAAUCUGGCUUAUAUUUCAAGAAUUUUUUUAGUUUUAAUAAAUUGAAACAAUAUUAUUAGUAAUAAAAUAAUAAAGUAAAAAAAAAAAUUAUUAAAAUUGUUAAUACUUGUAAUUAAAAAAUAAAUAAAUAAAUGCAUUUUUUGUUUUUUUCUAUGUAUUCCUUCAUUUAAUUUUUAUAUUCAGUCACGUUUUACAUUUGGACUGUGAUAUACCUGAUGAUGAAUUUUUAAUUCGAAACCAGUCGUAUUAUACACUUAUCAUAAUACUCCAGGCGCAUUAAUUUGUUUAUUUUUUAUUUACUACAUUUAAUAUAAUUAUUAUGGAUUUAAUGUAACAAGUAAAGCCAUAUGUUUUUAUUAGACUAACAAUUUUAUAGAAAUGUUAUACAAAUUUUGAAGUAGCUUAUCUUUAGUAUCCAAUAGUAGGUAAUAUAAUAUUAUAAUAUAUAUUAAGUUACUUAUAUGGCUCAGUCCCAUAACUAAUGAAUUAAGAGGUAAUAAUCAUUAAUAAUAUUUUUCUACUAAAAGUUGUGAUUACAGUAGAUAGGUACAAAGAAAAGAUUUAGAAUUAUAAAUUAAAUAUCUAAUAAUUUACUUACAUUAAACAAAUAUUAUUCUAAAUUGUUAUAGUCGUAUGAUAUAAACAAUAUAACCUAAAUGUUAAAAAUGAUGGUCAAACGAUUUCUGAGAAUUCCAAUGACUUUUUUGUAAAUGUAACACUAAUAAGAGCUUGAAAAUUUAUGGUAGUAACUAUUUUUUAAUAGUAACAGCAUC
Molecule: messenger RNA, 9775 nt
Organism: Cinara cedri
Lineage: Eukaryota; Metazoa; Arthropoda; Insecta; Hemiptera; Aphididae
Source: the annotation of a GenBank genome assembly